GCGGCGGCGGAGCAUCAGAGCGGUGAUCUCCGUGGACGACAGACGGACGACACACUGAUCGCUGCUCCCGUGUGGCUCCCCUCCUCUGAACCUGCGCAGCGCACGAGUGUUUCCGCGUCAGACACGACCAUGGGUUAGAGAGAGAAGCGCGGAUGGAUUCUCCACUUCUUGCACUUGAGCGAGAGGAUGGGGGGAAACGGACUUGUUUUCGCUGAGACAUCCUGACAAAGACGGCGACUGAGCGGAGGGGCAGACCGGGAUUUUGUCGUCUGUCCUCUUUCUAUCGUCCACCUUUUUGUUGCGUUUGUUUGUGUCCCCCCCGCGGAAAUGUUCGCGGAAUUGCUGUGCGGCGCCGUGGCUCUGGUCCUGUACGUCAACACUCUGGGCGCCGAUUUCUGCUACGAUGACAGCCGUGCAAUCAAGACCAACCAGGACCUUCUCCCAGAAACCCCCUGGACCAACAUCUUCUAUGAUGACUUCUGGGGCACCCUGCUCACUCACAGCGGCAGCCACAAGUCUUAUCGGCCUCUCUGCACUCUGUCAUUCCGCCUCAACCACGCUGCUGGUGGGCUGGAUCCCUGGGGCUACCACCUUGUCAACAUCGUUCUCCACGCCGCCGUGACAUCACUCUUUACCUCACUGGCUCACUUGCUGCUCGGCCGAGGCGUGUGGAGCCUGCUGGCCGGCCUGGUCUUCGCCUCACAUCCUAUACACACUGAGGCGGUGGCAGGAAUUGUGGGUCGGGCAGAUGAAGGCGCAGCGCUGUUUUUCCUGUUGUCCCUGCUGUGCUACAUCCAACACUGUAAGCUGAGAGACCAUGGUGGGCCCUGGCGGCCUGCUGCGUGGUUGCUGGGAAGCCUCUGCUGCGCGGCUUGCAGCAUGCUGUGGAAGGAGCUCGGGGUGACAGUGCUGGCCGUAUCAGCUUUAUAUGAUGUCUGCGUUUUCCACAGACUUAAGCUUCGACAGGUCCUGAUGCUCCUCUACAAGAGAAAUAACCUCCACCUGCUGCUCAAUGUUUUUUUGCUGGCGUCGUGGGGAGCCGUCCUGUUGGCCUGCCGCUUCUACUGGAUGGGAAAUAAACCCCCAAACUUCUCCAACUCGGACAACCCGGCAGCAGACUCCCCGUCCUUACUGACCAGGACUUUAACCUUUUUCUAUCUACCAGCUAUGAACUUUUGGCUGCUCCUCUGCCCGGACACCCUCAGCUUUGAUUGGUCGAUGGACACCCUGCCUUUGAUCAGGACCUUCGCAGACUGGAGGAAUAUCCAUACGUUUUUUUUCUACUUUGGAUUGCUGCUGCUGGCCUGGUUCUGCUUGAGGACGCCACGGAGGUCCAAGGGGAAGGAAACAAACGGCAAAGUUCACCACUACACCAAUGGCCGGAAUGGAAAUAGCAAUGGACACAGUUACCAUGAGCAUGAACCGUUAAACCACACAAACACACACGUUAACCACACACAGAAUGGUACUAAAAAUCACUACGACAGCAGGACAACUUUACCGACCACUGAGAAUGUCGUGGUGUUCUCUUUAGGCCUGUUGGCGUUUCCCUUUCUCCCUGCGACAAACCUGUUUUUCUACGUUGGUUUUGUCAUCGCAGAAAGAGUACUGUACAUCCCGAGCAUGGGUUUUUGCUUGUUGGUAGCCGUGGGCGUGAGGUCGCUCUGCAUUAGACUGCGGCGCCGGUCUUCGAGGACUCUCUUGGUUUACUGCAGUUUCGCACUUGUUCUCCUAUUUGGUGCUAAAACAGUCUUGAGGAACAAAGACUGGGAGAACGAGGAGAUGCUCUACAAGUCAGGGAUUUCUGUCAAUCCUGCUAAAGCGUGGGGCAACCUGGGCAAUGUGCUGAAGAGCCAGGGCAAGAUGGAGGAGGCCGAACAGGCGUACAGAAAUGCCCUCUAUUUCCGCAGCAACAUGGCCGACAUGCUUUACAACCUUGGAUUGCUGCUGCAGGAGAGCAACAAGUUCUCGGAGGCCCUCCAUUACUACAAGCUGGCCAUUGGUAGCCGGCCAACACUGGCCUCUGCCUACUUGAACACGGGAAUCAUCCUGAUGAAUCAAGGUCGUCUGGAUGAGUCCAAGCGGACCUUCUUGACCUGUGCUGACAUCCCAGAUGAGAACCUGAAGGACCCUCACGCUCACAAGAGCUCCGUCACCAGCUGUCUGUACAAUUUGGGGAAGCAGCUUCAUGAGCAGGGACAUCAGGAGGAGGCCCUCUCUGUGUUUAAGGAGGCGAUACAGAAAAUGCCAAGACAAUUUGCUCCACAGAGCCUUUACAACAUGAUGGGAGAGGCCUACGUGAGACUAAACAAACUGACUGAAGCUGAACACUGGUACCGAGAAUCCCUCAGAGCCAAGCCGGACCACAUUCCUGCGCACCUCACCUAUGGCAAACUCCUGGCAAUGACAGGGCAGAAAACAGAAGCAGAGCGGUACUUCCUGAAGGCCAUCCAACUGGACCCCACCAAAGGCAACUGCUACAUGCAUUAUGGUCAGUUUUUGUUGGAAGAAGCCCGGCUCCUGGAAGCCGCAGAGAUGGCAGAGAAAGCAGCGCGUCUGGACAGCAGGGAGUUCGAUGUGGUUUUCAGUGCCGCACACAUGCUCAGACAAGCCAGUCUUAAUGAGGCGGCAGAGAAGUACUACGGACAAGCUGCGAGUCUGAGACCAAAUUACCCGGCCGCCUUGAUGAACCUGGGUGCGAUACUGCACCUCAAUGGGAAGCUGCAGGAAGCCGAAGCCAAUUACCUGCGAGCUCUGCAACUGAAGCCCGAUGACACCAUCACUCAGUCCAACCUGCGCAAGCUGUGGAACAUCAUGGAGAAGCAGGGUCUGCGCACCAGCGCGCCCUGACUCACACUUGUUUCCAGGAAUCAGGGGCGGCAUUCACGAGUCAGCAGAGUCGACCGUGACUUGGGGAGGAUGUUUUCUCCAAGAGGCCGUGACGCUCCCAGGCCCCAGAGAUGUUGCUCAUCGUCUGGCAGGAACUUCAUGGGAUUUGGACUCUCACAGGAAACUUUACUUCAGCACUUACACUUGAAGCAUGACUUUGGAGAUAAAGGACUUUUUAGUAAUAUCUUUCGGGAUAGUUUUGGCUUUUAUUUGUCCCUUUUGAGCAGCAAAACGAAGGGAAAACGCUACGAUUCAUCUUGAAUCACUCAGCUGUCUGUGAAAAAAGAGAAUUAUUACCACAUUCACCCCACACAGAACUACUCUAGAUGAGGUGGGGAAAAGGUCAGUUUGAGAUCAGUCCAGCAUUUACAGGCUUCUAAAACUGUCAAAUAUGAGGCAGGUAUUCGGAAAUUUGUGAUGUUUAUAAAUGCAUUUUUUUCUCUUUGAGACAAUAACUCAUUUUAAAUUGGAUUUUAAUUGUUGAAAGAUCUGAACUCAAAUCUGAAAGUUCAGCGCGGUCCAGUUAUCAAAGUCGGAAAACACGAUAGUGACGUCCCCAUCUCACUUAGUGACUAGAAAACCGGUCGAAUGAAGUGGGAAGAGGAUUUAAACCUGUACUUCCUGUUUACGUUUAGAGAGGAAGCCAUCUUGGAUUGCGUACUCUGCGUGGUGAGGAUUCUUGGAAAUCCUACAGCAGGUGACAUCACAGGGGGUGGGAAUUCUCCAGUUCCUAGCCAACUGGAACACACACAGUAUCAUGAAACUGGAGGCGCUAGUAUUAGCAUUAACUCAUUGCUACUUUUUGCCAUUCAACUACAUUUCCUUAUUGAUCCACUGCUUCGAGAGUUUUUAUUUAUAGAAGGCUUAAAGCAAAAGUGCGUACAAAAUGAAGUGUCAUGUUUCAUUUUGAAUUAUUUUUAAUUCUAUACACAACAUUGUGAAUAAAUGCCGAAAAUCCAUUCCGGCAUUUUUGACAGUUUUCUGACAUGUUGGGCAACAAAGAUAAUUCAGAGUGAAGCAUCUCAUUCACACUCCAAUGUUGAGCUACGAACUAAUAUAUGGACCUGCCACAGAACUCACAAGCUGCUUCAACUCCGCCGCCGCAUCCAAGCGCCGGGUUCAAGGGAAAUAAUUUAACCCCGGUGUAAGUGUCUUAAUAAACUAAUGUCUGUAUAAAUGAAUCCUAAUAUAUUUCCACAAUUUGUAAAGUGUUAAAAAAACAUACAAAGUAGCCGAAAAGGCGACAAGUUUGUUUAUUCCACGAAUUGUGUUCAGUCUUUUUGUAUAUAUUUUGUGUAAUGUUUGUCGUCGUCCAGCAUACAUGAAGUGAAACAGCACCUUUUUUGGGAGAGUUUGUACAAUAUUUUGUUUCCAACCGACUGUCUGUUCAUUGUGUAAAUUAUUGUGUUGCCAUAGCGACAGAACCAGCUGGCACUGUGUUUGUGAACAUGAAGGAAGUUGACGGCGAGACGUUCAUGUUUGUUGUUAUCGACACAAAGAUCCUGUUCGAGUCACCUGGUGCUGCCAUGACAGUGUUGUUGCUGUCUCGUCCAGGACAGUUGAACAUUCAGAACCCACCCCUCCCUUUCAGCCCUCGCUCUUCACGAACUGCUUCAGUAAAGAGUCUCACUCUGUGUGUCUCAGGGACCUCGGGCGGUGGAUUCUCGCAGAAACCCUUCACAGAGCUUAAUUAAAGAUGUAUUUUUGGAAACUUGCUGUAUUUGUAUAAAUGAUGAAGAUUUGUAGGCCUUUUUUCUGCUUUUUGUAUAAAAUAAUGAAGAAAAAAUUGAGCUGAAACGUGCCAGAAUAUUGGUUUUGUUUGUUUUUUUUUCCAGAAGUUGCUUUUUUUCCACAAUAAAUUUAUGGUGUUCUGCACUUCUU
This is a messenger RNA of Synchiropus splendidus (mandarinfish), 4770 nucleotides long. It is a transcript of the gene tmtc2b, whose product is annotated as transmembrane O-mannosyltransferase targeting cadherins 2b. The record is from RefSeq and is a predicted model, not a curated record. Gene Ontology annotation, cellular component: endoplasmic reticulum membrane. Lineage: Eukaryota; Metazoa; Chordata; Actinopteri; Syngnathiformes; Callionymidae. Gene Ontology annotation, molecular function: mannosyltransferase activity; protein binding. The transcript has 12 exons. Gene Ontology annotation, biological process: protein O-linked glycosylation via mannose. The coding region runs from base 328 to 2850 and encodes 840 amino acids.